AUGUUUCCCUUUGGUCUAGUUGCGGGUUUGUCCUCUGCCACUCCCAAUUCCACAACGCCGUUUUCAUUUUCUCCUCCUACCAUCAUCUCGAGCGGUGUCAUCACCGUUCCGCUCUCUAGCUAUUCAUUCACUCCUUACCCUACACCUACUCUCACCCCUAGCCAGCUGGGUUUCCCCGCCGCCGACCCUUUGAAUCCUCCCAAUGUCAGCAGCGAUCGACAGGUUGUACUCGACUUUGCGCCUGCGUGGACUACUGCGUACCAAAAGGCCAGGAACCUCAUAUCAAAUUAUACUAUCGAAGAAAAAGUCAAUAUCACCACUGGAGUCGGUUUUGGGGUUGGCUUGUGCAGUGCGAAUAUCGCGCCUAAUAAGAACUUCCCUGGUUUGUGUCUUCAGGACUCGCCUCUCGCCGUCCGUGGUGCAGAUUUUACGACUGUGUUUCCAGCUGGUAUUCAGGUAGCGUCCACCUGGAAUCGUGCUCUAAUGCGUGCUCGUGGCCUGGCUUUGGGUCAGGAGUUCAAAGGCAAAGGAGUCAAUAUUGCCCUUGCCCCCAUGAUGAACAUGGGUCGUGUCGCUCAGGGCGGCCGCAAUUGGGAGGGUUUCGGUGCUGACCCUUUCCUGGUUGGCGAAUCUGCGUAUGAGACGGUUUUAGGCCUGCAACAUGGUGGAGUACAAUCCUGCGCCAAGCACUUCAUAAACAAUGAGCAGGAGCAGUUUCGCGCGGUGGAAUCCUCGAAUGUUGAUGAUAGGACUCAACAUGAGAUUUACGCGCACCCGUUCUUGCGCAGUGUCAUGGCUGGCCUUUCGUCCGUCAUGUGCAGCUUCAACCUUAUCAACGAUACUUACGCAUGCAACAACGACAAGAUGCUUAAUGACAUCUUGAAGCGGGAGUACGGUUUCCAAGGUUUCGUUAUGUCUGACUCUUUUGCAACGACGACGACCCUCUCUGCUGUUGCAGGGCUUGACAUGACUAUACCUGGGAAUCUCUAUGACUCCAACGCAUCCUACUUCGGGGGUAACCUCACGGACUAUGUGAACGAAGGGUACAUCAGUAUGGCUCGCCUGGACGAUAUGGCGACGCGUAUCAUCGCCGCUUGGUACUUUCUGCACCAGGACGAGGAGUACCCUGCGACGAACUUCAACUCGUAUGAUCAGAAUGAUGAAGUGAAUAACAAGCAUGUGAAUGUGCAGGCUGACCAUUAUAGGAUUGUAAGGGAGAUUGGCGCAGCUGGGACGGUCCUCUUAAAAAAUACAAAUGGCGCGCUACCAUUGAACAAACCCAAGAACAUGGUACUGAUCGGGAGUGAUGCGGGUCCAGGCAAAUCUGGUCCGAACGAGUUUUUAUUCGGGGGUGGUGUUGAUGGCAUUCUAGCGGAGGGGUGGGGAUCUGGAACUGGCACUUUUUCCUACGUUAUUUCGCCUCUCGAGGGUAUCCAGGAGCGUGCUCGCCAGGAUGGCAGCAGUGUGUCCUGGGACUUUGACGACUGGAACACUGAUCUGGCUGGUACCAUGGCGAUUGGCCAGGCUGUUGCUUUGGUUUUCACCGUUUCCGACUCUGGCGAGGGUAUCAUGACUGUCGAUGGCAAUCCCGGCGAUCGCAAUAACCUCACCGCCUGGAACAAUGGUGAUGACCUCGUCCUUGCUGUCGCCGCGCAAAACAACAAUACCAUAGUCGUCGUAAACAGCGUCGGCCCGCUUAUUGUGGAGCCCUGGAUCGAACAUCCUAACAUUACCGCCGUCGUCUGGGCCGGCAUUCAAGGACAGGAAGCAGGUAGUGCUAUUGCUGAUGUGCUCUAUGGCGCAUACAACCCUUCUGGAAGACUUCCGUAUACGAUCGCCAAGGAUCCCGCAGAUUAUCCCGCACAACUCGUCACUAAUGGUUCGGGAAGCGAGGUUAUGACAAUUAAUUACACGGAGGGGUUGUUCAUUGAUUAUCGCCACUUUGAUCAAGCGAAUAUCACGCCGCGUUUCGAGUUUGGCUUCGGCUUGAGCUACACCACGUUCUCGUACUCCAACCUCGGCGUGGCUGCUAUUCAGUCGUCGAACACUGAUCAAGAGGAUUUGAUUAUCGCGUGGGAGGGCGGGGAGGCAUCGCCCAUUGCCGAAGGGUCUUCUGUUGCGCUUUGGCUCCACGAGCCUGCAUUCCAGGUCACUUUCAUGGUCACUAACACUGGAAGUGUGUCUGGGACUGAGAUUCCUCAACUCUACAUCCACCACCCGUCUUCCGCCUGCGGACCUCCUUCAGUUUUGAAGGGAUUUACAAAUGUUGAAAUUGGACCGUAUGACACGAAACCUGUCUCGAUCAUACUCUCGCGCUAUGACCUGUCUAUCUGGGACGCCGUUGCUCAAGGCUGGCGCAAACCUGACGGCCAGAUCUCGUUUUCUGUUGGCGCAAGCAGUAGAGAUUUUAGGUUGUGGGGCGUCAUCCCGGCUUGA
Molecule: messenger RNA, 2436 nt
Organism: Suillus subaureus
Lineage: Eukaryota; Fungi; Basidiomycota; Agaricomycetes; Boletales; Suillaceae
Product: glycoside hydrolase family 3 protein
Exons: 12
Coding region: 1-2436 (811 amino acids)
Biological process (GO): glucan catabolic process
Molecular function (GO): beta-glucosidase activity
Source: RefSeq, a predicted model, not a curated record